This is a messenger RNA of Hippocampus zosterae (dwarf seahorse), 2221 nucleotides long. RefSeq names its product solute carrier family 41 member 2b (gene slc41a2b). Gene Ontology annotation, cellular component: plasma membrane. The transcript is spliced from 10 exons. Gene Ontology annotation, biological process: monoatomic cation transport. NCBI's taxonomy places the organism in Eukaryota, Metazoa, Chordata, Actinopteri, Syngnathiformes, Syngnathidae. Bases 62 to 1759 code for a protein of 565 amino acids. The record is from RefSeq and is a predicted model, not a curated record. Gene Ontology annotation, molecular function: monoatomic cation transmembrane transporter activity.
AGACCCCGUUCUGGAACGAGAAGGCGGUUGGAGAUGAGAAGCUGCCACGCGAGGGUCGAUCAUGAGCAUCGAGAGACUCGGCAGUGCGAUCGGGGAUUCCCUUGGCUCUAGCCUGACGGUACGCAUGAGCGGCGCAGGCGGAAUCCGGAGUCCUCUCUCCCUGAAAUCCGCUGUUCGGAUCACCUCCCUCCUCCAAACCAUAGUCCCCACCAGCUACACCAAGCUCCAGGAGGAGCGCCUGCCUAUGGCCGACCUCGGGGCCAAACCCGAAGCCGGCGCGCUCCAGAACGGCUACAGACAAGAGACGCUUCACCUGGAAGGCCGACGGCUGUUGGACCGCGCUUCUCGCUCCUCUGUCACUCUGUCGGACUCCGGAGAUGGAAACUACUCGGAACUGGAGCCGAUGUUGGUCGAGAGGAGCCCGUCCGGGGACGAGGCGGAUGGCGAAGAGGAUGAGGAGGAAGGGACGCAGCCUGCCAUGAACAUUCUGCCCAAGGAGUCCCCCCUGGCCAUGGCUUUUCAGAUCCUCGUCCCUUUUCUGUUGGCCGGUUUUGGAACGGUAUCAGCCGGUAUGGUGCUGGACAUUGUGCAGCACUGGGAGGCGUUCCGCUACAUCACCGAAAUCUUCAUCUUGGUUCCCGCUCUUCUCGGCCUCAAGGGCAACUUGGAGAUGACGCUGGCGUCGCGCCUCUCGACGGCGGUGAAUGUGGGCAAGAUGGACUCGCCGAUUGAGAAGUGGAAUCUAAUCAUCGGCAACCUGGCACUCAAGCAGGUUCAGGCCACUGUGGUGGGCUUCUUGGCCGCCGUGGCGGCCGUGGUUCUCGGCUGGAUUCCGGAGGGCAAGUUCCAGAUGAGCCACGCCGUGCUGCUGUGCUCCAGCAGCGUCGCCACGGCCUUCAUCGCUUCCCUGCUGCAGGGUUUCAUCAUGGUGGGCGUGAUUGUGGGCUCCAAGAAGACGGGCAUCAACCCGGACAAUGUGGCCACGCCCAUCGCCGCCAGUUUCGGUGACCUCAUCACCUUGGCCAUCCUGGCUUGGAUCAGCCAGGGCCUCUACAAGUGCCUUGAUCCUUACCCGUACGUCUCCUCCCUGGUGUGUGCCUUCUUCAUGUGUCUGACGCCACUGUGGAUGGUCAUCUCCUCCAAGCACCCGGCCAGCCGCACCCUGCUCUACUCGGGAUGGGAGCCGGUCAUCACGGCCAUGAUCAUCAGCAGCAUCGGAGGGCUGAUCUUGGACAAAACGGUGUCUGACCCCAAUCUGGCUGGAAUUGUGGUCUACACGCCCGUGAUCAACGGUAUCGGAGGGAACCUGGUGGCCAUUCAGUCCAGCCGGAUCUCCACUUUCCUGCACUUCCACUUUGCCCCCGGGGAGGUCCCCGAGGAGGCCAAGGGCUGCUACUACCCCUGCCGCACCUUCUUCGGCACAGGGCCCAAUCACCGAUCCGCUCAGGUUCUCCUCCUCCUGGUCAUCCCCGGCCAGCUGAUCUUCCUCUACACCAUUCACCUGAUGAAGAGCGGCCACACCACGCUGACGCCCAUCUUCAUGUCCGUCUACCUGGCCGCUGCUCUGCUGCAGGUGUUGCUGCUGUUGUGCAUCGCCGACUGGAUGGUGCACUCCAUGUGGCGCAGCGGCAAAGACCCCGACAGCUUCUCCAUCCCCUACCUGACGGCGCUGGGCGACCUGCUGGGCACCGCUCUGCUGGCGCUCAGCUUCCACUUCCUGUGGCUCAUCGGUGACCAGGACAGCGACGUGGGCGACUGACGGGUGACGUACUUUGCCAUCCGUUUCCGCAGCUCGCAAUCGUGGAGACUUUUGCACCGGAGCACUUGCGUAUGACUCUGCUCGUCCUUUCAAACGCCCCUGAAAAGUCCUCCGCUUGGCUGGAAUGAUUCUUGGAUUGACUUUAUCCUGGGAACUCUGCGCGAGUGGCAAAGUUGCAAUAAGAGUUCCAAAUUGGUUGGCGCAACGGAUGCCAGAGGAGACGGUCGCAUCUAGCACCCUUUUGUUCACGACAUUGCGGGAUUUUGCGCACGUACGACAGGAUCUCGUAUUCAAUCCAGGAGCCCGCGUGCCUCUUGGGAUUGACUGGUUGACAAAAUGUUUCUCAGUGGAUGUCAGUUUUACACCCCCCCGCCUCCCUAGAAAAAAAACAAAACCUUGCCAUGUAGCAGCAGCGUAUGCCAUUUAAAUGUUUUUGUCUAAAUAAAUAUUUCCAAUAUCCUA